CAUUUUUGUUUCGGCGGAUUUUGUACUUUUAUAAACUAAACUCAAAGUUAAAAUGUUAAUAGCGUUUGUCCUAUUAAAUUUCUUACAGUUUCAAAUAAUAAGUAACGUAGAAACACAAUGUGGGUGCAAUGUAAAUCGUGAUAAAACUGACCGUAAUGAUAAAAAAAAAAGUUUUUAUAACACUAUAUCAACAAACCAAUGUCUUAUUAGGGAUCGAAAUGAAAAUGCCGUCGCAGAAAUGGUUUUUAUUCCAGGAGACACUUAUCAGUUUGGUACCGAUGAUAUUAUUAUAGAUAGUGAUAGGGAAGGUCCAAAAAGAUUGCUAUUAUUAAAAAGUUUUUACAUAGAUAAGUUUGAAGUUUCGAACAGGGAUUUUAGUGUUUUUACUGAUUCAACCAAUUAUAAGACUGAAGCCGAAAAAUUUGGUGAUAGUUUUGUGUUCACACUUUUUCUCAAUAGUACAUUUAAGGAGAAAUUAAAAGAUUACCGCGUGAUGCAAGCACCUUGGUGGUACAAAGUUUCUGGAACAAACUGGAGAAAUCCUUUCGGUCUAAAUUCCAAUAUAACAGAUAUAAUGGAUCACCCAGUAAUCCAUGUAUCAUGGAAUGAUGCAAAAGCCUACUGUGCUUGGAGAAGUGCUAGAUUGCCCACUGAAAUGGAAUGGGAAGCAGCCUGUCGUGGUGGACAUAACAACUAUACCUACCCAUGGGGGGACAAACUCUUUCCUAAUAGAAAGCAUAUGGCUAACAUAUGGCAAGGGACAUUUCCAAAUCACAACUCAGCAAAAGAUGGAUACAUUGGCACAAAUCCAGUACACCUGUUUCCACAGAAUGAUUUUGGUCUCUACAAUAUAGCUGGCAAUGUUUGGGAAUGGACUGAAGAUUUCUGGUCCAAUGACAAUCCGAACGAGAAGGUAAAGAAAGGUGGUUCAUACUUAUGCCAUCGAUCAUACUGCUAUAGAUACCGAUGCUCUGCACGUUCGCAUAAUACUGACGACAGUUCUGCUGGCAAUUUAGGAUUUCGCUGUGCUAAAUCAGCAUAAUUUAUCUGUCCAUUUUACAGGAGAUUUUGAUACGAAUUUCACAUACAAGUACUUAAUAGUCCAUAUUAUUAAGAAUGCUAUUGAUUCUAGUAUGUAAGUCUUGAAUUAUUUUUAUGUGUCUAGUCUCAUUAUCGUUAUGAAUAAAACUAUUUUUUUGUGUCUAAGAGGUAAUUUCUUUGUUGUAACAUUUCUUGUAACAGGUGUUGCAGUAGAAAAUGUAGUACAAAAAUUUAUCUUAUAAUUUAUUUGCAUUUUGUAUAAAAAUUGCAAUAUUACAUAAACGGAUUUCAAUAUCACUAAUGAAACAAAGUUUAUAUUUACAACAAAAUGGCGAGCUUAGCUUGUACCUGCUAAUUAUAACACAGCUGUAUGGAGAAUGCAAAGCACCUAAUUUCAGAUAAGUACAAAACAAAAA
Vanessa tameamea is the source of this 1457-nucleotide messenger RNA. RefSeq names its product formylglycine-generating enzyme. Bases 53 to 1042 code for a protein of 329 amino acids. Lineage: Eukaryota; Metazoa; Arthropoda; Insecta; Lepidoptera; Nymphalidae. The record is from RefSeq and is a predicted model, not a curated record. The transcript is spliced from 4 exons. Gene Ontology annotation, cellular component: endoplasmic reticulum.